This is a messenger RNA of Plasmodium vinckei vinckei, 3072 nucleotides long. Its product is annotated as translation initiation factor IF-2, putative. Gene Ontology annotation, molecular function: GTPase activity; GTP binding. NCBI's taxonomy places the organism in Eukaryota, Apicomplexa, Aconoidasida, Haemosporida, Plasmodiidae. The record is from RefSeq and is a predicted model, not a curated record. The transcript has a single exon. Bases 1 to 3072 code for a protein of 1023 amino acids.
AUGUUUUUUUUAAAUCGGCAAUUGUUCUAUAAAGGGAAAUAUAUACCUGUUGGAAGAAGAGUGUUUAGAGAAAAAUUGGUGACAGGGCGAAAGCAGAAAUCUCCAAUUAUUUUAUUGCCUCCAUAUAUAUCAAUACAUGAACUUCGAUUAAUGCUAAAUAUAAAUUAUGAAAUUUGUUUUAAAGUAGCAAAUGUAUAUAAAUGUGGUAAUAAAUAUCGAUGGAAAGAUUCAAAUGAUAGAGUUUUUCAAACAGUAAAUAAAAGGAAUGUAAUUAUACCUUAUAAUGUAGCAGCGUUUGUAAGUAAGGUUUUUAAAUUUAAGCCAAGGCUUAUUGAACCAGAGUUAUAUUGUGAAGAAGAAAAUAGAUCCGAUAUUUCGUUGGAAGACAUAUAUCAAAAAACGUAUAAAAUUGAAAAAGAUUACAAUGAAAAUCAAAGUAAAACUGAAGAUAAAUCAAACAUAUUUAAUAAUAACAAUUUUAUCAAUGAUAAUGAUACAUUCUCUAUUCCUGUUGAUGAAAUAAACAAAUAUACUGAAUCAAAUGAAUCGAAAAAAAAACGAAAUAACUAUUACACAGUUGUUUCUGUAAUAGGGCAUAUAAAUCAUGGAAAAACAACACUUUUAGAUAAAGUUACUAAUAAUAAUUUAGCACAUUAUGAAGCUGGUUGUAUUACACAAAAUAUAAAGCCUAUACACUUUGAAUUAGAACCUUACAAAUUCACAUUUUUAGAUACACCAGGACAUAAAGUUUUUCAAAUUUUAAGAGGCCGUGCUGCCUUUCUUUCCGAUAUAUUAAUAAUAUUAAUUUCGUUAGAAGUUGGAGCAGAAAUUCAAACUGAAGAAGCAAUUAAAUAUGCAGAUAAAUUUAACAUACCUGUUAUUUUUGCUUUGAACAAAGCUGAUAUUUAUAAAGAAAAUGAAUCAGUAGUAAAAGCGGAGCUAAAAAAUCAAUGUAAUAAAAUGUUUGAUGAAGGAACUUUAAAACACAAUUAUUCAAACGAAAUAGAUAAUGCAAUUACCAUAUCAUCUUUAACUGGGUAUAAUUUACCCCGAUUAAUAAAUAGAAUAUAUUUUAUAAAACAAAAUAUUAACUUGCCAUAUCACAGUGCCAAUGUUUUUUACAGUAAUCAAAAUGGGAUCAAAAAAAAUGUACAAUUAAAAGAUGUAUCUAGUGCUAAUAAUAAUCAAAUCGAUAGUUUUUACAACAUCCAUGAUGAAAAUAAAGGAAGAGAAAAAAGAGAAUAUUGCUUGAGCUUGCUAAAAAAAUAUAUUCGGAAAUCGGAUUGCUUAUUAGCUUUAGACAAAACCCCAUUUGGUAUGGGGGUUGUUGUAGAUAUAACUAAAGACUCAAGUAAAGGAACUAUACUUCAUGUUAUUGUAAGAAAUGGAUUUUUUAUUGAAGGAAAUUAUUUUAUAUGUGGCUCUGCUUACGGAAGAAUCCAAAAAAUGUAUAAAUUUAAUAGUAAUUUUAAAGAAUAUUGUACAUAUGCAACAGUUGGUAUGGCUAUCCAAAUAUCAGGAAUAAAAAAAAAACACGGUAGUGCAACAACAGAUGAUUUAAUAUUUACCUUACCACAAAAUGAUGCAUUUCGUUUGUGCCAAUACAGACUGAUGGUAGAAAAAUUAUCUACUUUACAAGUUAGUGGAGACGAAAUUCAAGUUUCAUGGGAAAACGAUAUGAAAAAAAACGAAUUCUAUGCAGAAGAUAUUUAUGAAAACAGACUUGAAAUGUCAGAAAAAAGAAAAGCUAUUGAAGAAUUUGGAAUAGAGAAUGAAAAUAAUAUUUUUAAUCAAGUAACAAUGAAGGAUUUUCAUAAAAGUAAUACACAAAUUGAAAAAGAAGAAAAUGAUUUUGCAGAAAUCCAUUUAGAAGAGGAAAAUAAAUAUGAACAAAUAAAAAAUGAUAAAAAUAACUACAUUAAAAGCAUACUUUCACAAAAUGAUGAUGAUCAAAGCAUUUUAAUACCUGAACAAAAAAAAGUUAUAUUUUUUGAUAAUCAAGCAAGUAAUGAUAAUUUAUUAAAUAGCUUAGCUGAUUCCAAAAAAGAUGCAUAUCACAAAGAGGACCAACCACUCCAUCCAAAUUAUGCUCAUUCCGAUCAAAUUAGCCAAAAUAGUAAUUUAAAUAUUCAGAAUUAUUCACAGACAGACAUUUGCAUUGAAGAUGAUCCAAGUUCUAUGGCAAAUCAAAAGAUGAAUGAAAUAAAUAAUAAUAUACAACAUAGCAAAACAGAAAGCGAUGCUAUAGAUGGAGGAACAGAAUUCACUAAAAUAGGUAGAAAAAACAAAUAUUAUAAAAACAAAAAUACUAUAAAUAAUAUAUCUUUCAAUAAAGAAAAGUUGGAAAACGUAGCCAAUGAAGAAUAUAAUGAAGGACCGAACAAAUUAAAUGAACCUUGGUAUUAUGAGGAAAGUGAAGAUACAUGGUCUAAAAAAGUUCUACAACGAAAUGAAGAGCUUAUGGACAUUUGGAGAAACAAAACCAGACAAAGAGAGCUAGAAAAGGAAAGACAGCAAUUUUAUGAAAAACAAAUGAUAUUGAAAAAUGAAAUCACAAAAAGAAAUGUUUUAGGUGAAAAGCAAUUAACUGAAGAAGAAAUUAACAAUUAUCUUUAUAAUGACCACAAUAAAGAAGUUGAUUCAAAUUCAUCAAAACAAGAAGAAGGAAUCAAGCUUCCAAAAAAAAAUAUUCCUGUUAUACCUAUUAUUAUAAGAACUAACUAUGUUGGAAUGUUUGAUAUUUUUUUAGAUGAAUUUGAAAACAUUCAAAACAAAUAUAAUGUAAAAAUUUCCGUUGUUCAUGGAGGCAUAGGGCCUGUUACUCCAAGUGAUGUUGUACAUGCUGAAGUAGAAACUAAUUAUGGGUAUUGUUGUAUUUACGCAUUUCAUGUCAAAGUAUUACCGGAUUCGGUAAAGCAAGCUGUCCUCUCCAAUAUUGUAAUAAAACAAUUUGAUGUAUUUACUGAUGUCAUCGAUGAUAUAGUUAAAAGAAUUAAAAAUAUUAAAGCUUUAAUGGCACAUAACAUGUAUGUAAGAAGUCUUAAAAAUGAAAGGACACAAGAAGGAUUAUAA